UCUUCACCACGUAUCUUACAGCUCACAGCCACUGAGGGGGCCAGCAGCUUUGACGAUGUUUAAUAACCCGUUUCCGAAGUAACAUUUCGGGGUCCAGUAACUUCAGAUGCUAAUUAAUAUCGACAUCUUUAAAUAAAAUUAAUAUGGCAACUAAAAUUAGAAUAAUUUCCUAAUGUUUUCACACUUUCUCAUCAGUUGUGCGGCGAACUUCUCGUUUGUGACAGAAGGCGGCAUGGCGGGUGGUAACCUGACUGACUGACAGACAUCAGUAGUGUGCUGUCACACAGGGAGGUUUCCGGAGCUUAAACGUGUGUCUCUCUGCCUUUUGCGCAAUGAAGGACCAAAACUACGGAGAAGAAAUUAAAAAAAUACUGGAAGAGGGACCCUCUGCUCGUAAAGCACUUGUAGAGAACUACGACAAUUUACACAAAGUAGCUGAAUACUGCGAGAGGAACUACCUGCAGCAGUCUGGUAAUGAUACCGACAAAGCACUGGAGGAAACCAAGGCCUUCACUACCCAGUCCUUGGCUAGUGUGGCCUAUCAGAUCAGCUCUAUGGCCACCAAUGUGCUCAAACUGCUGGAAGCACAGACCCUACAGCUUCGCAAGAUAGAGUCCUCCAUCAACCAGAUUGGACAGACGGUGGAUAUGCACAGAGAGAAGGUGGCUCGUCGAGAGAUUGGAGUUUUCACGGUUGCCAAGAGGGUUCCACGAAAUCACAAGAUUGUCCCCCCUGCAAAAAGUACAGAGCCCAAGCCCGAGUACUCCCGUAUACCCAUCUCUUUCUCCAGCCUGGACUCUAUAGGCCAUGGUGUGAAGGAUUCUGGGCAGCAACAGUUAAAAACAGCGACCAUGACGCGCAGCAGCAGCACAAUGAGUCGGGGCAGCCAUCCUCCUGAGCCUGUCCAAUGUCCUAUGGCACCCACUCUGUCCCGUGGAGCAUCCAUCAAUUCACUUAAUGACAAGUUUAUUGUUUCAAGCUUUGGUAAAGCCGUACCACCUCCUGUAGUGCCCAGUUGGCCCACCAGCUCUGAUGGUGAUGGUGACAUCAGCAGCACCCUGCUGGAUGAAGGCCCACCCCCUCCACCCCCACUGAUGGAGACAGAAGGUGAGCAGGAUCAUCUGCAGGGUACUGGUCCACCUCCUCCACUUGACUGUGCCGACAUCCCCCCACCCCCUCCCAUGCCCACUUCAGUGAACACAUCUGAUCCAAGCAGCCUGAUGACCAUACCACCUCCUCCACCAGCUCCACCUCUUGAAACAGUGGCCGAAGAGAAUGGAUUUCCACUACCAGGGCCUCCCAUUGACAUGCCGCCUCCACCAACCCCUGAUGGCUUUGAUCUUCCAGAGCCUCCACCUCUGCCUGGGGAUAAGAACAUUGAAGACUUUGAGAUUCCAGCUCCGCCCCCAUCUCCACCAGUAGAAGGUUUUGAUGACUUUGAGGACAUGCCCCCUCUACCGCACCCUAUUGAUUACGACAUGUCAGCACCAGCUGACUAUUUGGAGAAAGUGGUGGCACUAUACAGCUAUGACACAGGCAAGCUUGGUGACUUGGUCUUUCAGGAGGGAGAUAUCAUCUGUCUUACCAGCAGGAAUGAGGAUGGCUGGUGUGAGGGAGUUCUGCAUGGGGUUAAGGGUUACUUUCCUGGCAACUAUGUGGAGUCCACCACUUAACUGAAUCUUCUAGAACUUGAAUGUCAGCGAACAAACAACUGAUCACCAUGGAACCUCAAAAUUCAAAUAUGAUCAAGAGGCAUAUGGGAAGAAUAUAGUAUCAAAAUUAUACACAAAUGCGUAAACACUUAUCCAUCAAUUCGAUAAAUGUCAUGCAUCUUACUAUCUACACACAGAUGCCUUUGUGUCACACAGUGAAAUUCCAAAUUAAAUUAAUGUGCACUUAUUUGUACAAAUAGACAUAUAACCAAAUGAAGUUGCAUUGGUGGCUCAGCAGUUAAGGCUCUGGGUUACUGAUCAGAAGGUCAGGGGUUCAAGCCCCAGCACCGCCAAGAUGCCACUGUUGGGCCCUUGACCCUAUCUGCUCCAGAGGUGCUGUAUCAUGGCUGACCCUGCACUCUGACCUGAUAUGUGAAAAAAGGAAUUUCACUGUAUAUGUGCAAAUGUAUAAUGUGUGAUAAAUCAAUAAAAUUAAUUAAAAAUUAAUUAGCCUAGUGAAGCAUUGAAUGUGCAUUUGUGGAUUAAGUGACGCAUGUGUUCAUUGACAUGUUUUUGUGUCUAUUCUGUUUUAUUUCGUUUUUUUCUGCAUUAAUGCUUUUUAUUUCUCUCAUUAAAAAAUUCAAAAUAAUGCAGGAAGGUUUGGAUACUCCUAUUGUGUUAUAUGAGCCCAAGAAGUAACAGCUUCUGACUGUGAGACAGGAUGCAGUGGGUAUGGGGUGGGCUAUAUGACCAAAAUUCUAUAUCACGGUAACACUAUAUAUCACAAUAUAAGAUUUUUUUUCCUGGAAAAUAAAAGGUUAAAUAACCAUGUGUUAGGGGUGGACAAUAUAAGCAAUUAAGUAUAUAGUAACUGAAUUUACAUUUUUGGUCAAUAAUGAUAUGUAUGGUAUGGAAUAUAGCCUACACAUUUUGAUUCAAAAACUUAUUGUAUAUUUAAAAUGAUGCCCAAUGUAGCUUAAUGGAAGCCUGUCAUGUCCAUUAUCACAAUAUAAAAAAUAAUAUUUGAUCUACUUUAACUACUUUUGCGUCUAUUUUCAAUACAAGCACAAAUAGGCUUUUCUAUUUGAAUAUAAGCAUUUGCUUUGAUUCUGAAACAAAGCCCUCGAUCACUGUUUUGUUUUGGAUUUUGUCUUCCGUUAGAUAUUGGAAACAGUUUUGGUAAUUAGUCUACUUGAUAUAAAUGCACUGUUGACAAAGGUGUUAUUUAUUAAUUCCUAAUGUAACUCAGAUCACUUCUCUCCCCGUGCUUGCGGGAGAACAGUCGGUAGAAAAGCUUGAAUGUGUCUAUGGUAAAUAAUUAACAGCUGCUGAGGCGCGGGCUGUGUACAUGCGCAUCAUAAACAGGGCUCUCAUCCAAUAAUGUGAGACUGCACCUUAUAAUGCAAAAAUAUAUUCCUCCUGCGUUUGACUUGUUUUGGAGUCAUCCUGCAUUCUUUUUGUUCAUCUAUCUCCGUGUUUGUUUGUUGUUCUGUCUUACUAUCAGUCUCACCUUCAGCCAAGUGGAGCAUUGCAUGCACAGAUAUUUGCAUACCACGAUAUAGACAAAUAGAAACAUUUCUACCGAUUGAGACUAUUUCGUCGCCACGAUAUAUAUCGCCAUUCCGCCCAGCCAUAUUGGAUACUACAACAUUAAGAACUGUACUUAUGCUUUGACUACACAAACAGAUAUUUCCUAUUGCGUAGACAGGAAUUUCAGUCUAGAAACUUAGUUAAGAUCGAAGUAGCAGACUCUAACGUUGACCUGGAAGAAAGAUUAGGUGUUGGAAUCCUAUUAGCUAGAAAGCUACUAACAUGACACACAAACAUAUUGUCACCAGGAUUUACACUCUAAAAUGGGCUUUUUUCGCCUUUUAUAAUGUGACAGGACAUUAUCCUUGGUUGUAUAGGAGAAAUAAAGAUUCUUCCUGCUGAUCUCAGAUGCUGUUUCUUUGAAGUGCCGCUUGUAAACUGAGCAUGCGAGUGACUUUGUGAAUAAACUACACCCCACCUGAUGGUACAUCUGUAAAAUGAGACCACUGUCUAGUGGUAGCUGCUUUUAUUACACAAAGUUUUGUGUGGAUUGUGCAAGGCAAAGCCAGCGGAAAGGAAGUCUCAAAAUUCAAAUGAAUGAAACGUAAAUCACACAAAAAGUUGUCAAUGAAUGCAGGUGUGCCACUUGAUCCACAAAUGCACAUUCGACGCUUCACAAGACCAUUUUGUGUUUCAUUUGGAACAUCUUCAUUUGGUUGCAUACACAAACUGAUUUAUUUGUACAAAAGGGAACAUUUAUAUUCACAAAUAUGUCUCUAUUUGUACAAAUAGCUGCACAUUCAUUUAAUAAUAAAUUACACAGGCACAAGUAAAAAGACAUUUGUAUAAGGCUAAUAACAUGCAUUUGUGAAGUUUUCCCAAAUUGAUGGGUAGGUGUAACCAUACUUAUGGAUGAAUUUAGGACUUAUUCAUUGGUAGUUGUUUGUGUGUGGGUCAGCCAUGGUAAAAACAGCGAAACAAAAGUCUCAUAGAAAUAAAACAGAAUAGACACAAAAACAUGUCAAUGAAUGCAUGCGUCACUUGAUCCACAAAUGCACAUUCAAUGCAUCACAAGGCCAUUUUGUGUUUAAUUUGGAACAUCUUCAUUUGGUUAGACAUGCAAAUUGUGUUACAUUUAUACAAAAGGGAACAUUUAUAUUCACAAAUAUGUCUCCAUUUGUGCAAAUAGGUGUGCUUUCAUUUUAUUCUGAAUUUCACAGACACAAGUUGAAAGGCUUUUGUGUGUGGAUAGUAAGAUGCAUGUAUGACAUUUAUCGAAUUGAUGGAUAAUUGUUUACACAUUUGUGAAUAAUUUUGAUACUAUUUUCUUCCCAUAGUGAAACACUGUAAUCUACCGAAUGAUUGAUUGUUUGGUGCCAUAGAAAUGGUCACCCUCUUAGAAUGAUGAAAUAUUCCAAAAAAUUUGCUAAAAUGCUGACUUGAUGUUUCCAUCAGUGAGGUGAGCUUGUGUUUAUGAUAAAAAAAAAAAGCCUCUUGUAUUAAGCUUAGUUUGGUUUUAAAUAAUGAUAAUGAUUUUCUAAAAUCUCUCAGGACUUAGUGUAAAUGUACAACAUAUAAGAAACCAAAUUUAUGCACAUUUAGCUGUACUUGGUCAGUUGUUUAAUUUCAUCAUGCAGAUUGUGAAUGAUUAUUAUCUAAUUCUGUAGACAAUAUUUCUGUAUAGUUUUAAUAGGCUGUUAUGCACAGUAAAUAAUGAAAUAAUGUAUCACUUGAAAUUUUUUUUUUUCAUUUUGUGUGCCAUAAUUUAUGUACUUAAACCUUUAUGACAAGGUGAUCAUGCUAAAUUCAUAAUACUUGAGUACUUAAAGGAAAAGUUCACCCAAAAUUGAAAAUUAUGCCAUCCCAGAUGUGUAUGACUUUCUUUCUACUGCAGAACACAAAUGAAGAUUUUUAGAAGAAUAUCUCAGCUCUGUAGGUCCAUACAGUGCAAGUGAAUGGUGGCCAGAACUUUGAAACUCCAAAAAGCAUAAAAAGGAAACAUAAAAGUAAUCAAAAUUAAAUCUAAAUUAAAUCUAAAUCUUCAGAAGCGAUAUAAGUGUGGGUGAGAAACGGAUCAAGGUUUAAGUCCUUUUUGAACUCUAAAUCUCCACUUUCACAUUUACAUCUGAAAGUCACAUAUGGUGCCUGUUUAGUUUCACUUUCACAUUUGAAAGUAGGUGAAAGUGAAGAUUUUUAGCAAAAAAGGUCUUAAAUAUUGAUCUGUUUCUCACACACACCUAUCUUAUUGCUCGGAUCUUCGUUUGUGUUCUGCAGAAGAAAGAAAGUCAUACACAUCUGGGAUGGCAUGAGGGUGAGUAAAUGAUGAGUGAAUUUUCAUUUUUGGGUGAUCUAUCCCUUUAAAUCACCUUCAAAUGCAAUAUUUUUAAAAACUCAUAUUCUUUGUUGACUUCUCUACCUAUGCCAAUUUUCUCUUUUACUCUGGGAACAUUUAAAAGUGUACAAGUGAACAUUUACAUGAAUAUCACCAUAAUUCACAGUUGCAAAUUCACUAUUUUGCAAAACCAAGUUUGUUUAAUUUCUAUAGAAUCAAUCAAAUGUCAAAAACAAUUUUAAUGUCUGGGAAUAAAGCUCUAUUACUUUCA
Molecule: messenger RNA, 5785 nt
Organism: Myxocyprinus asiaticus (Chinese sucker)
Lineage: Eukaryota; Metazoa; Chordata; Actinopteri; Cypriniformes; Catostomidae
Product: ABI gene family member 3-like
Exons: 9
Coding region: 333-1673 (446 amino acids)
Cellular component (GO): lamellipodium
Molecular function (GO): SH3 domain binding
Source: RefSeq, a predicted model, not a curated record